AUGGAGGAUGAGAAUUCUGAUUUUUGUUGUUGCUGUUCUUCAAUAGGUGUACCUCGCUGUGGUGCUUCACUUCAUGAGCUCAACAAAGCAUUAAAGAUUGAACUAAAAGCAAAUGCAAACUGUGUCUGGCAAAUUCAGAGGAACGUAAAUCAAACAAUUAGGCUCAUUUUCUCCUAUUUUAAAUUUGCUCCUUCUUCAAGCUGUGAAACAGAAAGUAUUAAAGUAUAUGAUGGUCCCUCAACUAAUUCGCCUCUUCUUGGACAAGUAUGUAACGACACUGAUGCAGUCCCAGUACUUCAAUCGUCUUCAGACAGUUUAACUUUUCAUAUAACUACAAACUCCAUGGCUUUCACACGGAACUUCUUUGUCUUCUAUUACUUCUUUUCACCAGAAAAAAAAACUGAAAAUUGUGGGGGACAAUUAACUGGUCCCAACGGGACACUUACCAGCCCUAACUACCCAGAACGUUACCCUGAAUUUACAUACUGUGUCUGGCACAUACAAACAGCAAAAAACUCAAAGAUAAACUUACAGUUCCAGGAUUUUUUCCUAGAACUAGACCGAAACUGCCAAUUUGACUUCACAGCAGUCUAUGAUGGCCUCACCACUAACACUGGCUUAAUAGGAAAAGUAUGUGGUCUUGCUCAGCCCACAUUUGAAUCUUCUUCAAAUGUUAUGACAGUUGUGUUAUCUACAGACUAUGCCAACUCCUACAGAGGAUUUUCUGCUCAGUAUACCAGCACUCCACUGCUAGCUCCUGCGGAACCCAACACACUCCUUACAUGCUCUUCAGAUAGCAUGAGAAUUGUUCUGAGCAAGUCUUAUCUGACCUCCCUUGGUUAUAAUGAAACUCACCUACGUCUGAAUGAUCCAUCUUGCAGUCCAGCUGUAACAGAUUCAGUGAUCUUUUCCUUCCCAUUAACCAGCUGUGGAACAACUAAAAAGGAUGAAGGUCAUAGCAUCACUUACACCAACAUCAUAUCUCUCUCUGCAACUGGCAACAUUAUCACCCGUCAAAAGAGCAUACAGAUCAUUGCAAAAUGCAAAAUGGAAAACAAUUCAACCUUAGAAGUCAUUUACAUAACAAAAAAUAAUAUAAUCCAAAACACAACUGCUGUGGGAAAAUACAGUGUUAGCAUGUCAUUCUAUGAUUCAGAUACAUUCUCCAAGCCUGUAUCCAAGUCCCCGUACUAUGUAGACUUGAACCAAACCCUUUUUGCUCAAGUCAGUCUUCAUUCCACUGACGCAAAUCUUUUGGUGUUUGUCGAUACCUGUAUAGCAUCUCCACAACCUGAUUUUGGAUCGCUAACGUAUGACUUGAUCAGAAGCGGCUGCAAUAAAGAUGACACUGUGGUAACCUACCCACCACUUGAACACUAUGGAAGAUUCAAAUUUAAUGCCUUCAAGUUCCUGCACAGCUUUGCAUCUGUUUAUCUCCAGUGUGAUAUUUUAAUUUGUGACAGCAAAAACCCAAACUCUCGCUGUACUGAAGGCUGUAUCUCCAGGCAAAAAAGAGCUAUUUCUUCAUACACGUGGAAAACUAAUACCAUAGUAGGACCCAUCCGCCUGAAAAGAGAUCUCAGGUCUGCUGAUCACUCAGAAUCCCUCACUAAAGCAGAUGCUGAAGAAACCCUGAACCUGCAACAAUACAACUUCUACACUCUUUCAUUUGUGGUUUUAAUUUCAAAUAUUAUCAUUGUGGUAGCUGUGAUACUAAAAUAUCACAAUCGCCAAACAGGAUACAGCUACCAAAAAAUCCAGAGCUCAUAUUAACUACUUCAGGAUAUUCUGAAUUUACGUCAACUUCUAUUCAGAUUUGACACCCAAAGAGGGGAGAGGGAAAAAAACCCAAAUCAAACAAAAAAUCAAUAAACUAACAGCCUUGGAACACAACAAUGCUUGGAAGCAUAUUUCAACUUUUUUUGUAAUUAAAACCUCUCAACCUAGUACUCUGUCUUAAAUCACUGAUAUGAAAAAGCAUGUAAGUGUCUACCUCAAGGUGUUUCUUAGAAAGGAACUAAAAACUAACUUUACAGGUCUAAAGGGACUUGUAAAGUACAAGAUAACUUAGGUCCUUUUUUCUUCAAAAAUAAAAAUUAUCUUUUUAUCUUUUCGAAUCACUUUGAAACUGCACCUGGCAUGAGUUAAGCUGAGGGACAACCAUGAGAUGUCUGUUCAAAGCAAACUACCCUCUCUUCAAAAAUCUCCUCCUGUGGGUUGCUACCAUCAAGAUCUGACAGUCUUCAAAAGACAUCAGUUUUCAGGGA
This is a messenger RNA of Harpia harpyja (harpy eagle), 2267 nucleotides long. RefSeq names its product CUB and zona pellucida-like domain-containing protein 1. Gene Ontology annotation, cellular component: cell surface. Bases 1 to 1773 code for a protein of 590 amino acids. The transcript has 9 exons. The record is from RefSeq and is a predicted model, not a curated record. Lineage: Eukaryota; Metazoa; Chordata; Aves; Accipitriformes; Accipitridae.